Molecule: messenger RNA, 3554 nt
Organism: Corticium candelabrum
Lineage: Eukaryota; Metazoa; Porifera; Homoscleromorpha; Homosclerophorida; Plakinidae
Exons: 14
Coding region: 36-2849 (937 amino acids)
Biological process (GO): cilium assembly
Cellular component (GO): microtubule; cilium
Molecular function (GO): microtubule binding
Source: RefSeq, a predicted model, not a curated record
GUCAAACAUCGUCAUGGUGAUAAAAUUUACUAGAGAUGUUGAAGUAUAAUUCAGAGCGAAAUGUUCCUCACACCUCCUCGAUGGUAAGAAAAAGGCACGCAAAUUUACAGAAGCUGACAACAGUGACACGACCUUCUCAGGGGAAGCAACGUGGAAAGCCACUGAAGCCUGGUGGGCCUCCUACUCAAGGCAAGAAAGUCGGCCUCACAGUCCGACAGACGAGCCAGCGAGAUCGAGAGAAAGCAGAUGAAGCCAAUGUAGUUAGUAUAUCGGAGCUACGCCACAUCUUGCGUCUUGCUGAGCCUCUGAGCUAUGAAAAGAAUGAGAGAGCUCCUGUAGAGCCCAAUUUCAAUGAAAAGGAGCAACAUACGCAUGAAACUUCUGCAGUAGAGUGCCGUGUGGUUAGCACGCCACGUGAUAAUGUAGAAAAUCGAGUGACGGAGAAAGCACCAGUCGUUCGAAGUGGGCUGCCUCCUGGUCAUUUGACCAAGACAGAAACUGUUGUGUCUUCUGAUGGCAUCUUCUUUCCAUUUGGCAGUCCUGGUGGAGGAGCUCCCAUCAAGACUAGUUCUGGAGAACUAAAGGCUGACUAUUAUCAAAGGGCUGUUGCUUCUCAACAAAUAUCUACUGUUUCAACUAAAGAUUGGACAAAGCAAGACACUAUGCUGACUCAAAACCAGAAGUUGAGCAGUCAGCAACAGGGUCCUAAUAAUGCGGUUAACAUGACAUCACAAGAUGUCUUACCACAGAGAUAUGGUCGUACUGUUCCUCAUGCCAUGAGGUCAUCAUUCUUUUUUGGUACUUCUUAUGGUGCUGAUGCGGACACAAAAUCACUUGACAAGCGUCAGUGGUUGGAAGACCUUCGUAAACAAGUAGAGGACAAGAAAGCUCGUGAAGCAGCUGAGAAUCAGAGGCGAAAAGUGAUAGAUGAGGGGGAUGCUCUGAGGGACAUGCAACAUCAGAUGUGGCAGAGUGGAUCAGCACCGUGUUCUACUGCUCAAAUAGUGACUUCUUCUCAAGUCUAUCCAUCUGUUUCACAGUUGCCUGCUGCACCACCUGCUAUUCAGACUGAAUCUCCAGACAAGGCAUUUGUUAAAGGCAAUGACGAGAGGUCUCAUCAGCAUCAAUAUCAUGUGCUUCUAGAUUCAUCUGACAUUGAGGAGAAGCGAAGGAGAACUGUAGAGCAUUAUCAGUUUAAUCAGCAGCAAUUGGAGGAGAAGCAACGCAUAAAACGUGAGCAUCAAGAACGUUUAGCAAAAGAGGUAGCAAUAGAGGAUGCCAGGUUGCACAGAGAGAGAGAACAAUUGAGACUUCAAUAUGAAAGAGAACAAGCUGCUGCAAGAGAAAGAGAAGAAAUAGCUAUAAGAAGACGAGAGCUAUUAGAAGAGCAGAUAGUGGCAGCUCAAGCUGCAGCUGCAAAGGAGAGGCAUGCAAGAGUGAGGAGGCAUGUUGGUCGUAUUUCACCUCUGGAGGUUUUAACAGAUAAUAGAAACAGAACAGAUGUUGAAUUGCCCUCAUCUGGAAAAGUGUUGACUUUGCAAGCAAGCCGGCAUGUGUUUAUGGAUAGUCCUUACGUAGAAUCUGAGAAGUCAGCAUCUAUUGACUCCAUGCUGGAGUGCGAUGUCAGAGCUGUCGAUGCAACUUUGUCAAUGAGUGAGUUAUGUGAGGCAAUGCCAAGCACUCCUUGUGAUAAUUCUGAAGAUGUCAAAGCCUUUCAAAAACAGGCAAGUAAAUAUCAAAAGUCAACUCACAACAAUAAGCCAACAUCUAAAAAAAUGAUAUUAUCAAACCUAAAACCAGGUAAAGAACACCAAGGUCCAACAUCAGCAGGCAUGAAAGUUAUUGGCGGCAAUCAGAGAUACAGGCAGAAGCAGAGUGUCGUUGAAUAUGGUAGUGCAAUGAAAGGAGCGAAAAAACAAGAAAAGACACGAAGACACACAAUAGCUACUGUAAGGAAGCCAUCACAUGUAAAUCAUUCGUCUCGGUUGCCUGUUCCUCAAAGACGGCUAGAAGGAACUCAAUUUAGAGUAAAAGCAGAUGCUGUUGUGGUGGAUGAUCCUGCUAGGAGCAAGGAUACAUCUUCAAGACUACAAGCUGCCUCUUCUUUACGUUGUUUGCAAGAACAAAAGAAGGUUGGUAGUCGCACGAUUAAGUCACAGGCUGUUGAAAGGAAGAAAAGCAAGCAGCAAAGAAAAUCUGAUUACCAGAAUUCUGACGAAGACAAGGGCACUGCAGUAGAGCUUAAUUCUACAGUUAACACACUGUCUCAUGCCAUGCAUGACAGAGACUCUGUUGCUGGUAAAUACGUGACUGAUGGACCGUGUGAGUCAGAUGAUGUUGAAGUUUGUUCAUUACCUUCAACUGGUGAUGCUUACCAUAUCCCAGUUCAAAGGACAAGCGUAAUUCUGCCAAGAGUUGUGGACAGCAUGAGCUCUGAGGCUUCCAAGAGACACUUGACACAUGAGACACAUGACAAAGGCAUGUUACAGAAUGUGCGAGCACGAGUUACAAGUGCUGGUGGCACACAGUCCCAACUGCUCUUCAACAGCAAUGACAAAAGUGAACUUGUGGAGUUCAAGCAUGAGCAGCAAACUGUUUGGCCACAUCCUCUCCAGAUACCCAGCACUAUGUCGCAAGUGUUACAAGAAACGAGACAAUACUUGGAGAAUAAAAGACAUGACAGCCAGCAGGAGCAUUGGCAGUUGCAGCCAGGAAGCAACACAUUACAAGAGGUAAAUGCCACAACCAGCAAGAGACAGAGAGAGAUAUUGUCUCAACUUGCUUUCCUGCGUCAGGGCCUUGUCAACAAACAGAAGCAGUUGGAGGAAGUAAUGAGGGACUCCUCUUAAUGUACAUAUAAGAGAAAUAUUGAUGUCAACCGUUUCCACUUUUAGAAAUGGGAGUUCCUGCGGUUUCAAAUGAUACCAAGAUUGUCUCUCCAGAACAUCGCGUAGUGAAGUUAUUAUGAUCAGCCAGGUCAACGCGAACAGAGAGUAUACAUUUUAUAGUAAUGAGACUGUGGUUGCAGCAGGUGUUCUACUAAUUACAGUUUAUCUUCAAUCCCACGUUUUGUACGUACACCUUUGCAGAUCUUUUUACAGCAUAACCAUGCACUCAACUGGAUGUAUCUAUUCACUAAAUUGUUAUAGUUGUAGAAACAUAGUGAUCCUCUCUCUCAAAGCACUCUUGCAGCUACAAAUUCUCAGAGCAUUUUGUAUGGAUUUUAAAUAUGAUUAUGCUAGACUAUACUUGAAACAUAGCGUCUUAUGAUAUAGUUUCAGUGAGAGGUUCUCCGUUGGCAUGAUCAAAUUUCAGCACAGUUCUUUGAUUCCGACAUAUAUUUAAACAGCAAGGUGCUGCCGAUGUUUCGGCUGUUAUACUACAGCCAUCUUCAGGGCAAAUAUUCAAAUUCUAGUAAAUACAAUGGAGUAGUUAUGAUGUCAUAAAUACAAGUAACCAAUAGUUGACCAGAACUAUCUACACUAAGAUGUACAAUUAUGAUGAAACUUGGACUAGUGAUAUGUUGUUGUAGUAUUCAUGAGGCUUGCCCAACA